CUUAGUGGUUUUGACUAGGAUCUUGGAUAGUGGUGAGUACCCUUUUGUUUGUUUGGUUAGCUGGGGUUUAAUCACCGAGCAUUGAUCUCAGUAGUUGUUGUCUCUGCCGGUUGCUAAUUGGUUAAUCUUCUUUUGAGCUUUUGUUAAGAAUUAGAACAUUGUAAUAGUACCUUUGUUCCGAUAAAUGCCCCCAGCGUGAGAAACCCCAACCCCUAAAGCCCUCGCCAAAUGGUACAACCCUCACUGCUACACCCAUCACUUCGCCUCACUUAGGUUACAGCUCUCCUUCUUCCCCAACUCCGUUUCUGUGGCCGCGCCUCCGUUCAGAGAUUCUUAAUUGCAUUGGCUGGUUUCAACAAUGGCGUCGAAAUUCGGAUUAGCAGGCGGCAUCCCGGAGCGCCGUGUUCGACCCAUUUGGGAUGCCGUUGACUCUCGCCAGUUCAAGAACGCCCUAAAGCUCUCCACCGCGCUUCUUUCCAAAUACCCCAAAUCUCCUUAUGCGCUCGCGCUGAAGGCUCUGAUUCUGGAAAGGAUGGGCAAGAAUGAGGAAGCGUUAUCUGUUUGUUUAAAUGCCAAAGAGAUUCUUUUGACCAGUGAUUCAAGCGUGUACGGGGAUGAUCUCACUCUCAGCACGUUGCAAAUUGUCUUUCAGCGCCUUGAUCACCUGGAUAUGGCGACAAGUUGUUAUGAGCAUGCAUGUAUGAAAUACCCCAACAGCUUGGAAUUAAUGAUGGGCCUCUUUAACUGUUAUGUGAGAGAGUAUUCAUUUGUCAAGCAGCAACAGAUAGCUAUUAAAAUGUACAAGAUUGCUGGUGAAGAAAGGUUCCUACUCUGGGCAGUUUGCAGCAUCCAGUUGCAGGUUUGUUGUGGCAAUGGGGGAAAUAAACUUUUCCAGUUAGCUGAAGGUUUGCUCAAGAAACAUAUUGCUUCGCAUGGUUUGCAUGAGCCAGAAGCUCUUAGUGUCUAUAUAUCUCUGUUGGAGCAACAGUGCAAGUAUGGUGAUGCUUUGGAGAUUCUUUCUGGAAAUUUAGGAUCUCUAAUGAUGAUUGAAGUUGACAAACUACGUCUACAGGGAAGGCUUCUUGCUAAGGCUGGAGACUAUGCUGCCGCAGCCGACGUAUUUCAGAAACUCUUAGAACUCUGUCCUGGUGACUGGGAAUGCUUCCUGCAAUAUAUUGGCUGCCUUCUGGAGGACGCCAGCAUCUUUGUCAAAGAGGCUGAUCCCAUGAAUAUACCAAAUUCUAUUCGGUGCACGAAUUUGCAAAUAUCUGAGGAACAUUUUGAUUCUCGAAUGUCAGAUGCAGUGAAUUUCAUACAGAAAUUAAUGGUUGAGGAAAUUAAUAAAUCUGAAAGAUGCCUGUUUUUGGCACGCCUUGAAAUUGAAAGACAAAAGAUUCUGUUUGGGAAAGGUGAUGCUGACAAUGUAGUGGAGGACCUAAUGCAAUAUUUUGUCAGAUUUGGCCACUUGGCAUGUUACACUUCAGAUGUUGAGAUGUUUCUUCAAGCUCUCGAUAAUGAUAAGAAAAGUGAGUUUUUGAAGAAAUUAGUGAAGGAAUAUGAAGCUAGUGUUAGUGCACCAACUAAAGCGCUUGGACAGUCCAUAACUAUAUUCAAAGUCCAGAACAUCAUUGGUGAUAUGUUUGCUCUACAAGUGGAUGAACUCGAGGAUAUUGCUGUAAGAAUGGCUGAAAUGUUCUGUACGAACCUUCCACUGUCAAAGGAGUUAGAUGCACAGGAGAGUAUGCAUGGUGAAGAGCUUUUGUCGAUGGCAUCAACAAUUUUGGUUCAGCUUUUCUGGCGUACGCGGGAUCUCGGAUAUUUGUUGGAGUCUAUUAUGAUUCUGGAGUUUGGUCUGACUAUCCGGAGAUAUGUCUGGCAAUAUAAAGUUUCGUUGGUGCAUCUGUAUUCUUAUUGGAAUUCUCUUCCACUAGCUUAUGAACGCUAUAAGUCCUUGGAUGUGAAGAAUAUUUUACUGGAGACGGUAUCACAUCACAUUUUGCCACAGAUGUUGUCAUCGCUUUUGUGGGAAGAUACAAAUGAUCUUUUGAGGGAGUAUUUAAAGUUCAUGGAUGAUCAUUUCAGAGAAUCGGCUGAUCUUACUUUCCUUGCAUAUCGCCAUAGGAACUAUUCAAAAGCGAUCGAAUUUGUGCAAUUUAAGGAAAGACUGCAGCGCUCAAGUCAGUAUUUGAUGGCGAAAAUUGAAUCACCUGUUUUACAGCUGAAGCAGCACUCUGAUAAAAUUGAUGAAGAGGAGCGCAUCCUGGAGAGUUUGGAAUUUGGAAUUCACUUUGUGGAGCUGUCAAAUGAGAUCAGAAGCAAAUCAUUGACUUUUAAUGAAGACUUGAAGUUGCGACCUUGGUGGACUCCGACUUAUGACAAAAAUUAUCUCCUGGGACCCUUUGAAGGAGUCUCCUAUUAUCCAGCAGAAAACAUGCACAAUCAAAUCAAGCAAACAGAGGCGAAUGUUAUGAAAACCAUAGAAAAGAGGUCUCUGCUUCCUCGGAUGAUCUAUUUGUCAAUAUAUUCUGCUUCAUCGUCAGUGAAGGAAACUAUUGAAGCCAACGGGUCGAGAGUUGAUCCUAAACACUCGUUGGAACUGAAAAUCUUACUUGACCGCUAUGCUAAGAUCCUGGAAUUUCCUUUCCAGGAUGCCGUAGAAUAUGUUUUUGGGGUUUCAAGUGGCAACACUAAUUUGAAGGCACCAAAUCCUGAUAUCAUCGACUGGAUGAAUUUCACCGUUUUCUUGAAUGCCUGGAAUCUAAAUUCUCACGAGGCCACAAGCAGUACUUGGAACCUUGUGAAUAAUCUGCUGAGCAAAUAUGUACUCGAGACGAUUAAAUCUGCGGGACCCACAGCUUCUGCUCCUGGUAAUGAUAUCUCGUUUCUUGCACAGCUGGUGACCGAGCCCUUAGCCUGGCAUGCCCUAAUUAUCCAAUCAUGCGUUCGGUCAUUGCUGCCUUCGGGGAAAAAGAAGAAGAAAGGUGGGCCCGUUGAGCAAUUGAAUUCUCAGCUGUUGCACGAGAUACAGCUCUCAAUCGGCUCCCUAUGUGAUAUUCUGGAAAUGGUGACAAAAUGGUUGAAAGAACAACUCAGCAAACUUGAUACGGAGUUUGAUCCCAUAUUUUCCUCCAUUCAGAGUAAAGAAAGGCAAAGUGGGCCCGGGAAAGUGUUCAAUAUGGUCGAGUCUUGCCUGACGCGUGUGGAGAGUGUCGAAGUCGGUGAUAGGAUUUUCGAGGCUAUUCAGUCGUGGAGUCCUGCCGAAGUUGUCCGGAAGAUUACUGCUGGUCAGGGCAAUUUACUUUCCGAGUUCCUCAAAAUAUGCGAAUCGAAGAUUAAAUUUUUGCAGGGGCUUAAGCUUCAGUUGUAGGUCGAAAACAAACUUCUGGGUUAAUUUGUGGAGCUCGGUUGAAUUCUUGUUUGUUUGUUUGUGCAACAACCAUUUUCAACCCUUUUUGUUGUUGCAAUUCUUUUGUAGUUUGGUUUUUACUUGGUAGUUGUGCUACUAUUUGAUCUGGAAUGCCAGAAAUUGGAUGACAUAUAGCUUUUGCCUUUUGAGCUUGGUUCAGAAUUUGCUUGUAUUGUAACUUUUGAGUUCGUAAGUUUAUUUGUUUUCCUUUUGUUAUUCAAAAGUGAAUUGAAUAGUAAGGUGUGGUGUGGUGCUUAAUGUGUGAGGUUUUGGCGGCACAUCUGGGAUUUAAAAUUUUGUACUCGGUUAAUUUAAGAAGAGAAUGAAAAAAUAUAUGGUCUGAGUGAUUAAGACAGCG
Molecule: messenger RNA, 3764 nt
Organism: Striga asiatica
Lineage: Eukaryota; Viridiplantae; Streptophyta; Magnoliopsida; Lamiales; Orobanchaceae
Source: the annotation of a GenBank genome assembly